Messenger RNA from Nerophis lumbriciformis (worm pipefish), 1533 nucleotides. The record is from RefSeq and is a predicted model, not a curated record. Lineage: Eukaryota; Metazoa; Chordata; Actinopteri; Syngnathiformes; Syngnathidae.
AUGGCCUUCAUCCCUCUCCUCUCCCUCCUGCUGGUCUCCUGGCUCGGAAGAUCGUCAUCGUUCUUCCUGCCCGACACUCCGGAGAUCAGGCAGCUACUGAGUCGAUACGAGGACCAAGAAACUGGUCAGAACGGCACCAGCCGAGGCAGGAGCAGGCGCGCCAUCCGCUGGUCGGACCGCCAGGAGAUCCUCCAGCUGCAUAACAAGCUGAGGGGCUCGGUGUAUCCCAGCGCGGCCGACAUGGAGUACAUGGUGUGGGAUGAUGAGCUAGAGAGGUCUGCCACGCACUGGGCUGAGAUGUGUCAGUGGGAUCACGGACCUCAGGACCUGCUCAUGUCCAUCGGGCAGAACCUUGCCGUGCAUUGGGGAAGAUACCGCUCGCCCGCCUUCCAUGUUCAGGCCUGGUACGAUGAGGUGAAAGAUUACACCUACCCCUACCCUCACGAGUGCAACCCUUGGUGUCCUGAGCGCUGCUCGGGGCCUAUGUGUACUCACUACACCCAGGUGGUUUGGGCCACCACGAGCAGAGUUGGCUGUGCCGUGCACGUGUGUCCCGUGAUGAACGUGUGGGGGGAAACGUGGGAGAACGCCGUCUACCUCGUUUGCAACUACUCUCCAAAGGGAAACUGGAUCGGGGAGGCUCCGUACAAAAAUGGACGCCCUUGUUCCCAGUGCCCUCCUAGCUACGGUGGAGGAUGCAGAAAUAAUUUGUGCUACAAAGACUCCCAGCGUACUGAAACUGAGGAUAUGAAUGAGGUGGAGAAGCCACAGGUGCCUGUCGUGCCUCGCACGACCGCGAAACCAGCACCCAAGCCCUCCACUCCAAGGAGACCUGUGUCCAGGCCAUCUGCGCCAAGCACCCCGUCCUCAAGGAAUCCGAGUAACACCUACCUGGCUCAGCCCAUCAAGUGUGAGACCAGACUGCGAGAUAAAUGCAGAGGCGUAACCUGCAACAGAUAUAAGUGUCCCGCUAACUGCAUGAAUAGAAAAGGAAAGGUUUGGGGAACACUCUACUAUGAUGUGCAAUCGAGUAUUUGCCGAGCUGCAAUUCACUUUGGUGCAAUCGACAAUAAUGGAGGAAUUGUGGACAUCUCCAGGAUGGAAGCAAAGGUUCCUUUCUUUGUCAAAGCCACCAAGAAUUCCAUCGAGUCUUUUAGUAAAUACAAGCCAGGAAAUGCCUUUAUGAUGUCCAAAGUACAUGAAACCAAUAUUGACUGCUACACUACAGUGGCUGACAUCUGCCCAUUCAAAAAGCCACUUUCACAUUGUCCAAGAAUGUUCUGUCCUUCUGACUGCAAGAAUCAACCCUCUUAUUGGUCACCAGUGAUUGGCAACAACUUCUACACAGAUAACUCCAGUAUUUGUAAGGCGGCCAUCCAUGCAGGGGUGAUCCCACCUGACGGGGGCUUUGUGGAUGUCCUGCCCCUGGACAAGAGAAAGAGUUAUGUUGGUGUGCUGAAAAACGGCAUCCAGUCUGAAAGUAAAAGCAACACAGAGGGAGGUUCCUUCCGCAUCUUUGCCGUGAGGGAGUGA